Messenger RNA from Wyeomyia smithii (pitcher-plant mosquito), 483 nucleotides. RefSeq lists its product as uncharacterized. Lineage: Eukaryota; Metazoa; Arthropoda; Insecta; Diptera; Culicidae. The transcript has a single exon. The record is from RefSeq and is a predicted model, not a curated record. The coding region runs from base 1 to 483 and encodes 160 amino acids.
AUGGAGAGAAAAUUCGAAAUAGAUCCUCCGUUCAAGGAACAGUAUUUUUCGUUUAUGCUAGAGUACCUGAAUCUCGGCCAUAUGGAACUUGUUCCGCUAGAGCAAGUUAACGUCGCUCCUGAGAAACGUUUCUAUUUGCCACAUCGUGCCGUCCUGAAAUCAACAAGCACCACGACUAAAUUACGUGUCGUAUUUGACGGCUCAUGCAAAACAUCGACAGGCAUAUCAUUAAAUGAACGGUUGCAGGUUGGUCCUAACUUGAAUGAAGAUCUUUUUGUAGUUAUGACUCGGUUCCGUAGCUACGCAGUGGCAUUUACGGCAGAUGCAGAAAAGAUGUAUCGUCAAGUGAGGAUGGACAAGAAGGAUACAGAUUUUCAGCGAAUCGUAUGGAGAACAAAUCCCAACAAACCAGUACAACACUAUAGACUCUCAACCGUUACGUACGGUACUAAUUGUGCAGCAUACUUAGCCAUGGAAUCAUGA